Trichomycterus rosablanca is the source of this 1389-nucleotide messenger RNA. RefSeq names its product zinc finger protein 239-like. The coding region runs from base 1 to 945 and encodes 314 amino acids. Lineage: Eukaryota; Metazoa; Chordata; Actinopteri; Siluriformes; Trichomycteridae. Gene Ontology annotation, molecular function: DNA-binding transcription repressor activity, RNA polymerase II-specific. The transcript is spliced from 2 exons. Gene Ontology annotation, biological process: negative regulation of transcription by RNA polymerase II. The record is from RefSeq and is a predicted model, not a curated record.
AUGGAUCCUCUACAGUUCGCCUACCAACAAAACAUCGGCGUGGAUGAUGCUCUCAUCUGUACGUUACAGAGGGCUCAUGCUCAUCUGGACAGUGUGGACACUACUUGUGGGAAGAGCUUCAGGUACCAGAGUGCCCUCAAAAUACACCAGCGCAUUCACACUGGAGAAAAACCGUAUCAGUGCUCACAUUGUGGGAGAAGCUUUAAUAUACAGAAGAAUCUCAAAAUACACCAGCGCAUUCACACUGGAGAGAAACCAUAUCAGUGCUCACAGUGUGGGAAGAGUUUUAAUCAAGCGACUGUUCUCAAAAAACACCAGCGCAUUCACACUGGAGAGAAACCAUAUCAGUGCUCACAGUGUGGGAAGAGUUUUAAUCAACAAAGUAAUCUUAAAAAACACCAGCACAUUCACACUGGAGAGAAACCGUAUCAGUGCUCACAGUGUGGGAAGAGUUUCACUCAACAGAGUCAUCUCAAAAUACACCAGCGCAUUCACACUGGAGAGAAACCAUAUCAGUGCUCACAGUGUGAAAAGAGUUUUAAUAUACAGAGUCAUCUUAAAAUACACCAGCGCAUACACACUGGAGAGAAACCGUAUCAGUGCUCACAGUGUGGGAAGAGUUUUAAUCGACAGAAUGUUCUCAAAAAUCACCAGCGCAUUCACACUGGAGAGAAACCAUAUCAGUGCUCACAGUGUGGGAAGAGUUUUAAUAUACAUAAAAAUCUCAAAAUACACCAGCACAUUCACACUGGAGAGAAACCGUAUCAGUGCCCACAGUGUGGAAAAGGUUUUAAUACACAAAGUAAUCUCAAAAGGCACCAGCACAUUCACACUGGAGAGAAACCAUAUCAGUGCUCACAAUGUGGGAAGAGUUUUAAUACACAGGGUAAUCUCAGAAAACACUUGCGCAUUCACACUGGAGGAAAAGAAACAUAUCAGUGCUAACAGAGUGGGAACUGCAUCUAUUAAUUCUGUGACACAUCAAACUGCACCAAAUGAACAAACUUUUUAAUACUGCAUUCCCAAAGCAGUCAUCAAUUUUUCCUAUUAGUGUGUGUGUGAUGGUAUGUGAGUAAGUCUUUAGAUGGAUUGAUGCUUUAUUUAUUUAACUGUGGUGAAAAAGUAACUCAGGACUUUUCUGUCACUUACCCAGGAUAGGAUCUGACUCAUAUCACACACGUGUUCUGGACAGGAUUAAACAGAUCUGACCUGGUGUUCUACGGCACAGUGGGACAAUACCGAAACAGCCCAACACUGGCCCAGCACCAAACCACCUCUCAGUUAUGUUGUCAUUCCUACGGCCCAAAUGCAUCCAGAUGUCCUGGAUCAGUUAACUUUAAAUUACACUGUGUAAAUAAUAAAGACUGCACUAUUUAGUUCGCUAACAAA